Molecule: messenger RNA, 1794 nt
Organism: Acanthaster planci (crown-of-thorns starfish)
Lineage: Eukaryota; Metazoa; Echinodermata; Asteroidea; Valvatida; Acanthasteridae
Product: mid1-interacting protein 1A-like
Biological process (GO): regulation of lipid biosynthetic process
Cellular component (GO): cytosol
Source: RefSeq, a predicted model, not a curated record
GUGAGGUUUUCCUCUGAACAAUGCGUGCGGUGACCUCUGAGUGCAUGAGUCGCCGCCGACCUAAAAAGAAAACAAUCCGUCAUUUCACCGUAUAAAAAUGAUGAAAUCCAAGUGGAGUUGUCAAAUAGGAAACAAGCUCGAGUGCGAAGACGUGAUUAGAUCAAGUCAGCAGGCAAGUUGUAAUUAUAAUAGCCUGUUUCUCCUACUUCUUACCGUGUAUUGCAACCUGGAGCGGAUCCUUCUGCACUCCGAGAUACUAACUUUAAACUGAGGUAUUCAUUCUGUGCGCCUGGCAGCUAGCUGCAUUGGUGUCGUGCCGUUUGUCGAAAUAGAAGACAUUGUUGACAUUAGCUAGACCACCGAACUCAGACAGCUCGCAGAAGAUGGAGUUGAAUCUUGCAGACAACGAGAGAAUGUCGCACAGUCAUUCCAAUCACUCGAUUCUGAGCGUAAUGAAGGGAUUCAUCGACGCCGUUAACGAGAUGGAUGAGACGGUACUGAUCCCCAGCCGGCUCAUGGACAUGCAGGCCGAGCCCAAGACGCUUGCUCUCCAGCAGAACGCCGCGUCCAGCACCAAGAGUCAAGACAUGGCUGUCAUCCCAGCCAGCUGUGCCCAGGACUCUGUCAGCCUUCACGCCUGCUACGCCAUGCUGAAAGCCGUCAAGUCCGAGUUGGUCCGUGGCCCAAUUCCCGAGGAGGACCGGUUGGCAGCCGACGACGACGACGACGACAAGGAGAACAUCGGGACUGACAAAAACCGGAGUUUGGAGGAGGCCACGGCACGGGCAUUCAGGGAACAUUUAAUCGGGUUGUUCAGUAUUCUUCAGCAGCUCACCAAUGUCAGCAAAAAACUGACCACCAAAUACCAAGAAGAACUGGGCGACUACCAGUCAUGCUUCAAACCCAAGUCAUCGUCGUCACUUUUGAUUUGAAUGAAAAGACUAUUUCUUGAACAACUUCGCAGAACAUUGUGCAAUGAGACUUUGACUUGAGGAAUUUUCUAUCUCAAUAUCUGACUGUAUUUUUAGGACAUGUCACUCACUUUUUGAACUUAUGGACCAUUCAGCCUUUGUACAGAACUUAGCAAAUGUCGGGAACAGUUUACUAAACUACCAGCUUUUUGAUAGUUUGUUUGAAAGGUCAACAUGUUAAACAAAAUACCCAGUCAAAUUUAUCGCAAAGUAAAAACUACUGUCAAUGUUUCUGUUAGAAAGAGUUUAUCAGAAGGAGACCCAAGUUAAAAUGUUAUUUUUGUAGGAGUUAAGUAUUGAAUGUUUUGGAAUCAUUUUGAAUGAACAGUCGAGUGAAUGCGCUUGGUGAUGAAUUUCUGUUGAAAAUUUUCAUUCGGAGACAUGCACAAUACACCACGUUUCUUGGAGGACUUACAUUAAGUGGUUAACCUUAAAUUUUGCACUUAAAAUGAUGCUCUUUGUGAGUGCUAAAUCGCCGAAUUUUAAAUUAUUCCGUAUACUAUUCAUACAGUGAAACUCUUUCUGUAGUGAAAAAUAGAAAUAUUCCUGACUUGCGCUGCCAGGAAUAUGACACUAUGGUAAGUGAAGACGGAUAUUCGAGAACUAAUUUGUUCGUUUUUUCCCCCUUCAUUUCCUCUCGGUGUUUGCUGGAUGACAUUGAAUUGUCCCGUAUAUUUUAUCACAAUGAACAAAAACGCACAAAAUUUAAGUUUGUGAGUGUAAGUAGUGCUUUCGUUAUAGUUAAUGACGGUUACUAUUAAGCUGGGUGUUUUACCCUUUGUUUUGUACAAAAUAAAAAAGACAUUGAUCAUUGUAUCUGGAA